This is a messenger RNA of Fusarium redolens, 1631 nucleotides long. RefSeq names its product heterokaryon incompatibility protein-domain-containing protein. The record is from RefSeq and is a predicted model, not a curated record. The transcript has 2 exons. NCBI's taxonomy places the organism in Eukaryota, Fungi, Ascomycota, Sordariomycetes, Hypocreales, Nectriaceae. The annotation marks the transcript as partial.
CAGCAGAAACGCAUUGAGUUGCCUGUUUUUGGCCAAUGACCGUCGACCGUUUUCGCACCAUUUUCCCCCUUAUAGAAGCUCAUUGCGUUUCGCGUACCACACUAAUGAAACCAAAAAUCCGAAACGCGAAACGCGUCGCAUCGCCGUCGUCUACCCCCCUGUUAGAUUUAAUAUUCACUAUAUAGAAGGUUUUAAGUUUGAAUGUUGUGAACUGUGGGAAGUUCAGUUACGGCUUGGAAAUAAAGAUAGAGUAAUGCCAUCAUACGACGGGCCGUCGCUCCAUCUUGUAAAUUGCUCGAAAUACCACGGCAGUCACUUCUGGUUUCUCUUGGUUCGCCCAUGAAUCCGAUCUCGAGCUGGUUCUCCUCACUCUCUUCAAUAUCCUCAUCCUCGGUGACAAGCUGCCAUUGCUGCUUCAUAUAUUCCCUCGGCGCUUCCUACCAACAAGUUCACACUUUAUGCAGCUAACAGUUGGGAAAUAUGCACUGAUGACAUGCUCUCCUGAUUGGACAAUUACCCCGCCUUCCUGCAACAAACUUACACUGUUCAAGUUCAAUUCAUCUAGAAUGAAGGAUAGCAUCAUGGUCAUGCGUCAAUCCAAGGACGGGACAAAUCAAACGCAAGUCCUGAGCGAAUCCUGGUCUCUGUAUAAGCCUCUGAGCCAACAUCAAGAUUGCACACGGCUGUUGCGAAUCGAAGCAGCUAAGGAUGGUGAUCCCAUCACCGGCAGCUUGUUCGAAGUCACCUUCGGUGACAGGCCCAAGUUUGACGCGCUCUCAUACAUGUGGGGAGAUGGUCAAGCUGGGCAAACUAUUACCCUCAAUGGCGUCGGCUUCAACGUCCGGCAAAACCUUUGGGACGCUUUGCACUACCUUCGGAAACACGCUCCUGACACGGAUUACUGGAUUGACGCAAUAUGUAUCAACCAGAAAGACAUUCCCGAACGGAAUAGACAGGUUCGCAUGAUGCACCAUAUCUACUUCAGAGCUCAGACCGUUGUCGUAUGGCUGGGAAAGAGAUAUGCGGAAUACGAAGCAGCUUUGCCUGACUUGCAAAGACUUGGCCACUAUAAACCUUCCGAUGAACAAGUCGAUCCGGAAUUACCAACAGAUUCACCCCAAUCCGACUCAGCUGAACGCAGCCUCGCAGAGAAGUUGUACAAUGACAAUUAUUGGAAGCGCCUGUGGAUAAUCCAGGAGAUUGGGCUAGCCCAGAAGAUUAAAGUAUGCUUUGGAAACUCGGCGGCAGAAUGGAAACAGUUUACGCAGUUCAUCACCAUGCACAACUUUGGAUCUAAAGGCCCUAUAAGGUUGGAACGGCAGCGAGAGGAGAAAUAUACCGGGUCAAACACAUUGCUUCAGCUACUGCAGGACCAUAAAGAAGCAGAUUGCCAAGACAGGAAAGAUAAGGUAUAUGGCCUUGUAGGAAUGGCUUCAGACGCUCGGGGCUUUUCUAUCGAUUAUAACAAGUCGGUCUUUGAGAUUUGGACCGACGUGAUGGAAUUUAUGAAUCGACACAGCCUAUUCUUUGAUAGGGAUAUUAUAUCCAUCGGGCACCUCGUCAAGUUUCUACUCAUGGGGGCGGAAUGCGACCCCUUGCAGCAGAUCCUGCGGCCAUACGCACCUAGAGAU